Messenger RNA from Rotaria sordida, 1017 nucleotides. NCBI's taxonomy places the organism in Eukaryota, Metazoa, Rotifera, Eurotatoria, Philodinida, Philodinidae. The record is from the annotation of a GenBank genome assembly.
AUGAUGUCAAUCUAUGAAGUAGCUCUUCAAAUCAGAUUUUGGAGUCCAAUUAUUUUAUUUUCAAUUGGAGUUCCAGCAGCAUUACUCAAUGCAAUAAUAUUUGUUAGCAUAAAAACAUUUCGUCGAUCUUCAUCGACUUAUUAUAUUGUGGGGCAAUCAUUAUCCGAUGUGAAUGUCUUAUUGAUUCUGCUUCUUCAAGUAAUUCCAUCUACGUCAUCAUCAGUUUCAUCCAUUGCUUGUAAGUUAAUAUUGUUUUUUCUUCAACUGACAGUUUCUGUUGCGAUGAGUUUUCUUUGUUUGUCUGCAUUUGAUCGUUGGGCAUGUACAUCUCAAUCGGCUCGAAUACGUCAAUUGAGUUCGAUUCGCGUAGCUCAACGUGUCUUUCCUAUUCCGUUUAUUCUUUGGUCACUUGUGAAUAUUCCUUUUCUGGUGUAUUGUGAUCUUGUACCACCAAUAUUUUCAUGUUGGUUCACGAAUGAUCUCUUUAUGCGAAUAGGAAUCCUUGUUUUAUCUCAAAUUCUCACUGUUCUUCUUCCUUUGAUUAUUCUUAUACUGUUUGGACUGUUGACAUAUCGUAACAUUCGUCUUGUAAUCCAUGUUCGUCAACAACCAAAUCAAAGUCGUCAAUCAAACUGGGAACAACAAAUGACAAGAAUGAUGUUAAUUCAAACUCUUCUAAGUAUCUUUUGCACAAUUCCUCGAGCCGUUUUCGUCGUUUAUACGAUCUUUACAAUCGAUGAGAGUGUAACGAGAAACUUCGAUCAAUUGUCCAUUAUAUUUCUCGUCGAUAGCCUUACUAUCUCUAUUAUUUCUUUGAAUUUCGCUUCAUCUUUUUACAUAUUCCUUCUUUCAUCACCACGUUUACGACAAAUGAUUCAGAUGCAUUUAAAAUGUCUAUUUAAUCGGCGAAAUAAUCAAGUGGGUUCAACAAAUAUAUUACUUACAAUACCAACACUUAGUGCUCGUCGAACUACAAGAGUUACUGUUCGACCGACAGUUGAAAAUAAACCAUUUUGA